AUGAAUCAGGUACGGGGUGACAUCGUCUUUCCGGUGAAUCAGGCCUCUGUGUGGCGGUGUCUUUGGGAUGAAUCAGGUACGGGAAUGAGAUCGCUUCCGGUGAAUCAGGCCUCUGUAUGGCGGCGUCUCGGGAUGGAUCAGGGACGGGGUGACAUCAUCCUAGCGGUGAGUCAGGACUCUGUAUGGCGACUUCAAGCCCAAGCUGUCAUUCGAUCA
Molecule: messenger RNA, 216 nt
Organism: Mesorhabditis spiculigera
Lineage: Eukaryota; Metazoa; Nematoda; Chromadorea; Rhabditida; Rhabditidae
Source: the annotation of a GenBank genome assembly